UUCAUUAAAAAGGGAGACAGUUUGAAGCAGGUUCCACUGGUCUUCGUGCUCAUGUCUCGAAAGAAGACAAAAGAUUACAAACCUGUUCUUGAAUGUUUGAAGAAGAAGAUUGGUGUACUCCAUGUGGAAGGGUUUUGCUUGGACUUUGAAAAAGGUGCUUGGAAAGCAAUACGACAGAUCUUUCCAAAUGCAAGCAUCAAAGGUUGUGCUUUCCAUUUCGGUCAAGCCAUUUGGCGGAAAGUUCAAGAUUUGGGACUGAAAACAACGUACAGCUCAAGAGGAGUGGAAUAUAGAUACAUCCGUACGUUGAUGGCUCUGCCUUUCUUGCCUCACUCGGGUAUAAGACCAGCUUUCAAUACACUGAAAGAACGUGCAAACUCCCAGGAAUUAAAAGAGCUCGUUGUAUACAUCAGUUCAACAUGGUUCGAAGGUCGAUAUUGGUGUCCAAGAACAUGGUCAAUCUUCCAACAUUCCAUUCGCACAAAUAAUGAUGUUGAAGGGUGGCACACACGCAUAAAUUCUGGAAAGUCAAAUGUAAGCUUUUAUGUCCUUAUACCAGAGUUAAUGAGAGAAGCUGAGAUCGUGGAUCUUACUCUAAGAUUGGUAUCUGAGGAACAGGUUCUCAGACAUCAGCGACGCCGCUUCAAGGAUUUGGAAGGCCGGCUCCACCAGUUCUGGGAAGAGUACGAUAGUGGCGAAAAAACUGUGACACAAUUGUUGAGGGAAUGCAGUAAAGUGUACGGUCCAUCAGAUGACUGAUCACUGCUGCCAAUACAAAGAAUGCAGGAAGUGACAUUUGUAUUUGUCGUUAACUUUUCAUUUAGUGUCUGUAUGGUAUUUAUAGGAAUUGUGUGUGUGUUUUUUUUUGUGAAUGGUUCAUUAGUUGAUAUAUGAUUUAUUUAUUGAAUUAUUUAAUGUGUUUUCCUAUUGAGAAGAGAGAGAGAGAGAGAAAGAGAGAGAGAGAGAGAGAUCUAGUACAUAAUCUGUUUAUAUGUAUUUACUUCAUUGAAAAUACUUCAUUGAUAAUAAACGUUCUGGUCAGUUGA
Mytilus californianus (California mussel) is the source of this 1046-nucleotide messenger RNA. RefSeq lists its product as uncharacterized. The transcript has 4 exons. Lineage: Eukaryota; Metazoa; Mollusca; Bivalvia; Mytilida; Mytilidae. The record is from RefSeq and is a predicted model, not a curated record. The coding region runs from base 52 to 759 and encodes 235 amino acids.